CGCAGCCAAUGGCAGGGCGGCUCUCGGGGAGGAAGGGAGUAAAUCGAAGAUGGCCGCGGCUAUAAAACCCCUGGCAGGCCUCGGGCCCGGCUCCGGGCAGGGCCCACCGAGCGGGGCCCGCCCCACCGACACCGCGACGACGUCGCCACAGCCGCCAUCGCCACAGCCCCCCGCCACAGACUCCCGUCACCCGCCAUGGCCGUCUCCAGGCUCGAUCGCCUCUUCAUCUUACUGGACACGGGCACGACGCCCGUCACAAGGAAAGCAGCCGCGCAGCAACUUGGGGAGGUGGUGAAACUCCACCCCCACGAACUGAACAAUCUCUUAUCCAAAGUGCUGAUAUACUUAAGGAGUACAAAUUGGGAUACCCGCAUCGCAGCCGGCCAGGCCGUGGAAGCCAUAGUGAAAAACGUUCCUGAGUGGAAUCCAACUCCAAGACCAAAACAAGAAUGUGCUUCAGAAAGUUCUAUGGAAGAUGCAUCUGCCCCAGAUCGGUUGAGUUUUGACAGAUUUGAUAUCGGAAGAUUGCUGCAGCAUGGCGCAUCUCUCCUUGGGUCUGCAGGGGCCGAAUUCGAAGUCCAAGAUGACAAAUCAGGCGAAGUGGAUCCCAAAGAGCGGAUCGCUCGCCAGCGCAAGUUACUACAGAAGAAGCUGGGCUUCGAUAUGGGAGCAGCAAUUGGAAUGAACACCGAAGAGCUCUUCAAUGACGAAGACUUGGAUUACACACCCACCUCAGCUUCUGUGGUGAACCGACAGCCCACGCUUCAGGCAGCUGAACUGAUCGACUCGGAAUUUCGGACCGGGAUGAGCAGCAGGCAGAAGAAUAAAGCUAAAAGGAUGGCCAAGUUGUUUGCGAAGCAGAGAUCCAGGGAUGCUGUGGAAACUAACGAGAAGAGCAACGAUAGCGCUGAUGGAGAGCCAGAAGAAAAGAGACGGAAGAUAACAAACGUCGUCAUUAACCAGCCUGCCACCGAUUCCAAAGUCUUGAUUGAUAACGUGCCAGACAACUCGUCUUUAUUGGAGGAGACAAAUGAAUGGCCUCUGGAAAGCUUCUGCGAAGAACUUUGUAAUGAUCUUUUUAAUUCUUCCUGGGAGGUUCGGCACGGUGCAGGCACGGGCCUGAGGGAAAUCCUUAAAGCCCAUGGGAAAAGUGGCGGCAAAAUUGGGGACAGCACUUUGGAAGAGAUGGCCCAGCAGCAUCAGGAAUGGCUGGAAGACUUAGUUAUCCGGCUACUGUGCAUUUUUGCGCUAGACAGAUUUGGAGACUUUGUAUCGGACGAAGUGGUGGCACCCGUACGGGAAACCUGUGCUCAGACUUUGGGAGUGGUAUUAAAGCAUAUGAACGAGACAGGCGUUCACAAGACUGUAGAUGUGCUCCUUAAGCUGCUUACGCAGGAACAGUGGGAAGUGAGACACGGCGGCCUGCUAGGAAUAAAGUAUGCUUUGGCCGUCCGACAGGAUGUGAUUAAGACUUUAUUGCCUAAAGUUUUAACUACCAUAAUCGAAGGACUCCAGGACCUCGAUGAUGAUGUCAGAGCUGUCGCCGCGGCGUCCUUGGUGCCAGUAGUGGAGAGUCUUGUUCACAUCCAGUUCCAGAAGGUGCCUUUUAUUCUUAAUACGUUAUGGGAUGCCCUCCUGGAGUUAGAUGAUCUGACAGCAUCCACAAACAGUAUCAUGACCCUUCUUUCAUCCCUUCUAACUUAUCCUCAAGUCCGACAAUGCAGUAUCCAGCAGUCGCUUACCGUUUUGGUCCCGCGAGUGUGGCCGUUUCUGCAUCACACGAUAUCCUCCGUUCGAAGGGCCGCGUUGGAAACGCUGUUUACACUGUUAUCCACCCAGGACCAGAAUUCUUCGUCCUGGCUAACGCCUAUUCUCCAAGAUAUGCUGCGGCACAUUUUUCAGUUUUGUAUUUUGGAAAGCAGCCAAGAAAUCCUGGACCUUAUUCACAAGGUGUGGCUGGAACUCCUGGCCAAAGCCUCGGUGCAAUAUGUGGUGGCGGCUGCCUGCCCUUGGAUGGGGGCCUGGAUCUGCCUGAUGAUGCAGCCGUCUCAUUUACCCAUCGAUCUGAAUAUGUUGCUGGAAGUAAAAGCUCGGUCUAAGGAGAAAACGGGUGGGAAGGUGCGGCAGGGACAGAGCCAGGCCAAAGAAGUGAUGCAGGAAUAUAUUGGCGGGGCGGACAGCGUUACCGAAGACCCGGCCACCAGGGAUUACGUGGUCAUGCGAGCCAGGGUGAUGGCAGCCAAGUUGUUAGGAGCGCUCUGCUGCAGUAUAUGUGACCCCUCCGUCAAUAUGAACAGUCAAGAAAUAAAACCGGCGGAAUCCCUCAGCCAGUUAUUGCUCUUCCACUUGAAUUCCAAAUCGGCCUUACAGAGGGCCAGCGUGGCACUCGUCAUCUGCGAGUGGGCCGCUUUGCAAAAGGAAUGCAAAGCCGUCGCCCUCGCCGUGCAGCCCCGCUUACUCGGCAUCCUUUCGGAGCACCUCUAUUACGACGAGAUCGCGGUUCCGUUCACCCGGAUGCAGAACGAAUGCAAACAGCUCGUUUCCUCGUUGGCCGACGCUCGCGUCGACGUCGGGGACAGAGUCAACCACAGUGUGUUUACGAUAGAUCAAGCCACCGAACUGGUCACCACCGUCUUCAGUGAAGUCACGGCGACCUUCGGCCCCCAGUCUCCAGUGUGGCAGCAGCUAGACGGCAAACGGCAGCAGGUCCAGCUGGCCGUUAACGAAACCAACCAGGAGUGGCAAGUGCUGCAGCUGAGAGUGCACGCCUUCGCCGCCUGUGCGGUCGUGGGCUUGCAGCAGCUUCCGGAGAAGCUCAACCCGCUCAUCAAGCCUCUGAUGGAGGCCAUUAAGAAAGAAGAGAACCCCCUGGUGCAGAAUUACGCCGCCCUGUGCCUGGCCAAACUGCUUCAGCAGUGCACGGCCAGAGUGCCUUGUCCCAACUCGAAGAUCGUCAAAAACCUCUGCAGCUCGCUCUGCGUGGACUCUCACCUCACGCCCUGCGCGGCGUGUCCGGCCCCGCCGCAGAGCGGCCACGACAACUCGAAAGGCCCAAACUCCGAGAAAGACGGAAUGCAGCACAUGGUCACCAAACACAGAGGCAUCAUCACCCUCUAUCGGCAUCAGAAGGCGGCCUUUGCCAUCACGAGCAGGCGGGGGCCCACCCCCAAGGCCACCAAAACCCACAUCACAGACCUCCCGACGGGCAGCAGCGCAAGCGUCACUCCCGAACUGGAUGAGGCGCAGAAGCCCUACCUGGUGCAGCGACGAGGAGCCGAGUUUGCCCUGUCGACCAUAGCGAGACACUUCGGCGCGGCCAUGACCAGCAGCCUGCCCCACCUCUGGGAUGCCAUGGUGGGCCCCUUGAGGAACAACAUUAACAUCCACAGCUUUGAUGGGAAGUCCCUGUUGGAAAAGGGAGAUGGCCCUGCCCAGGAGUUGGUGAACUCUCUGCAAGUUUUCGAAACGGCAGCGGCCUCGAUGAACGUUGAACUUCAUCCUCUGCUGGUUCAGCAUCUUCCUCAUCUCUAUAUGUGCCUUCAACAUCCCAACACCGCGGUGAGACACAUGGCAGCUCGCUGCAUGGGCGUCAUGAGCAAAAUCGCCACCAUGGAGACGAUGAACAUUUUUUUAGAGAAGGUUCUCCCCUGGCUGGGGGCAAUAGACGAUAACACCAAGCAAGAAGGGGCAAUCGAAGCCCUCGCGUGCGUGAUGGAACAGCUAGACGUUGGCAUCGUUCCAUAUAUCGUCCUCCUGGUGGUGCCUGUAUUGGGAAGGAUGAGCGAUCAGACGAACAGCGUGCGUUUCAUGGCCACGCAGUGCUUUGCGACAUUAAUCAGGCUAAUGCCACUCGAGUCAGGCAUCGCAGACCCUCCCAAUAUGCCGGAAGAGCUGAUCCAGUUGAAAACCAAAGAGCGCCAUUUCCUGGAGCAGCUGUUGGAUGGGAAAAAAUUGGAAAACUACAAGAUCCCAGUCCCGAUCAAAGCCGAGCUCCGAAAAUACCAGCAGGACGGUGUAAACUGGCUGGCCUUCCUGAACAAGUACAAACUGCACGGGAUUCUGUGCGAUGACAUGGGCCUGGGGAAAACGCUGCAGUCCAUCUGCAUCCUGGCCGGGGACCACUGUCUGAGGGCCCAGGAAUAUGCCCGGACGAAGCUGUCGGAGAGCGUGCCCCUUCCCUCGCUGGUGGUCUGCCCGCCCACGCUGACGGGCCACUGGGUGGACGAAGUGGGCAAAUUUUGCUCCAAAGAAUAUCUCAACCCUCUGCACUACACUGGCCCCCCUACAGAGAGAACCAGAUUACAGCACCAAGUGAAGAGACACAACCUCAUCGUGGCCUCUUACGACGUCGUGCGAAAUGACAUCGACUUCUUCAAGAACAUUAAGUUUAACUACUGUAUUCUCGAUGAAGGCCACGUCAUCAAAAAUGGAAAGACCAAAUUGUCCAAAGCUGUGAAACAGCUGACCGCCAAUUAUAGGAUUAUUCUUUCAGGCACACCCAUCCAGAACAACGUCUUGGAGCUGUGGUCAUUGUUUGAUUUCCUUAUGCCAGGAUUUUUGGGAACUGAGCGUCAGUUUGCAGCUCGGUAUGGGAAACCCAUAUUGGCAAGUAGGGAUGCUCGGAGUUCCAGCCGGGAACAGGAAGCAGGAGUCCUCGCAAUGGAAGCUCUGCACCGCCAAGUCCUGCCGUUCUUGCUCAGAAGGAUGAAGGAGGAUGUUUUGCAGGAUCUUCCCCCGAAAAUUAUUCAAGAUUACUACUGUACGCUCAGCUCCCUACAGGUACAGCUCUACGAAGACUUCGCCAAGUCUCGCGCCAAAUGCGAUGUGGAUGAAACCGUCUCUUCGGCCGCGCUGUCGGACGAGACCGAGAAACCCAAACUUAAGGCUACGGGCCACGUGUUUCAGGCACUGCAGUACUUACGGAAACUCUGCAACCACCCGGCGCUAGUAUUAACGGCCCAGCACCCCGAAUUCAAGAAGACCACCGAGCAGCUCGCAGCCCAGAAGUCGUCCCUUCGGGAUAUCCAGCACGCCCCGAAACUGUCAGCCCUGAAACAACUGCUGCUAGACUGUGGUUUGGGGAACAGCGGGACGUCGGAGAGCGGCACCGAAUCCGUCGUGGCCCAGCACCGGAUCCUCAUCUUCUGCCAGCUGAAGAGCAUGCUGGACAUCGUGGAACAUGACCUGCUGAAGCCCCACUUGCCCUCCGUCACCUACCUGCGCUUAGAUGGCAGUAUCCCCGCCGGACAAAGACAUUCGAUCGUUUCCCGGUUUAACAACGACCCAUCCAUAGACGUCCUGCUGCUGACCACCCAUGUCGGUGGGCUGGGCCUCAACCUAACAGGAGCCGACACGGUCGUGUUCGUGGAACACGACUGGAAUCCCAUGAGAGACCUGCAGGCGAUGGACCGCGCCCAUCGCAUCGGCCAGAAACGGGUUGUAAACGUGUACCGCCUGAUAACGCGGGGGACGCUGGAGGAGAAGAUAAUGGGUCUGCAGAAAUUCAAGAUGAACAUUGCAAAUACGGUGAUCAGCCAAGAGAACACGAGCCUGCAGAGCAUGGGCACCGAUCAGCUCCUGGAUCUGUUCACCCUCGACAAGGACGGGAAAACGGAAAAAGCCGACACCUCCGCCUCUUCGGGAAAAGCCAGCAUGAAGUCGGUCCUCGAAAACCUCGGGGAUCUCUGGGACCAAGAGCAGUACGACUCGGAAUACAGCCUCGACAACUUCAUGCACUCGCUCAAGUAGCGGCGCGACGCGGGACCGCUCCGGCCAGGCGCCGCCGCUGACAUUCAGCGGGCGGGCGGGCGGGCGGCUGGCCGCCGUUGACCCGGCUGCGGGGGACCGGCCGAGGCCCCGGCUCUCCACUCUUUGCACUGGAUUAAACUGGCGGUGGAAAUGUGAAUGAAUGAAGCGCUUUGAAUUUUCCGUGCGGAACCAGGUGCCGGGAGCAGUGGUGUCCCUCACGGGGCCCGGCCCGUAG
Molecule: messenger RNA, 5983 nt
Organism: Tachyglossus aculeatus (Australian echidna)
Lineage: Eukaryota; Metazoa; Chordata; Mammalia; Monotremata; Tachyglossidae
Gene: BTAF1
Product: B-TFIID TATA-box binding protein associated factor 1
Exons: 38
Coding region: 196-5748 (1850 amino acids)
Molecular function (GO): TBP-class protein binding; ATP hydrolysis activity; ATP binding
Source: RefSeq, a predicted model, not a curated record